This is a messenger RNA of Branchiostoma floridae (Florida lancelet), 2706 nucleotides long. RefSeq lists its product as uncharacterized. The record is from RefSeq and is a predicted model, not a curated record. The transcript has 2 exons. NCBI's taxonomy places the organism in Eukaryota, Metazoa, Chordata, Leptocardii, Amphioxiformes, Branchiostomatidae. Bases 790 to 1830 code for a protein of 346 amino acids.
UCGGUCUGGAACUGCAGGGCUGUUUAGAAUGAUCCUUUCAAGGAGGAUAACCUAAUAAAGAAACAAAGGGUUUCAAAAAUAAUCGGUAUACUUGUAGCUUAAACAAAGACAUCGACAAUGAGAUGCAAUUUAUGCAAAUUGACAGUUAAUUGGAAUGAAUAAUGAGGAACUUCUACUAUUACACUGUUUUCCAUGAUAUGACCUUGACGCAUGUAAGAUAUUUUGUUAAAUCCCGGUUUUUAUCAAUCGCCUGAGAUUUGCGUUAAUAAUUCAGCAAAAAAAUCAAAUUGACACGGCAACAAUCGUAGUUAGUAGGCGCGAGACAAAACCCUGGUUGCGUGACUACUCUGGGCUUUUAUGACCUCUCUGGGUCAGGCCACACCUAUCCGAGCUUCCUGUUUGAUUAUAUCUGCGGCGUACUUGUACUCUGUGUCGUAGUGCCUCGUAUGUCCUUUCUGUGAAGUAUAGAUUUGAGUGUUUGACUUGGAUCUCAUAAUGAGGCAUCACUGGACCCCAGGACAGUACCUUUAAGGAUUUGAACCACGGCAACUAUCAACAACUGGCGGGGAGACGCCAGUUGACGUUUGUAGACCAUUACGAGGCUAAAGUGAAGGUGUUGUUCGGGUCAACGAACAGAUAGGGAGUUUGGAAAGAAACAGUUUGGAUUAGCAGAGCGGUUUAAACAAGCUUUAAGAGUUAAAGAGUUGUGAAGAACUGUCACCCACGGCCACGACAAGUGGUUGCUCCAACCAACUACUAGACUACAACAACAACGAUCGGUGGUUCACGAUGAGGAAGGGUGUGAGGCUGGGCGGCGGUCGAAGGGCCGGGGGACGAAGGGCCCGGGCCGGGGGGCACCGCAGAGCUGUCCGCUACCGUAUCGGGCCCGGCCGCGGGACUUCCAAGAAAACUGGCAUUGCCAUUAGUCUGUCCAUCUCUGGAGUUGUAAUGAUCAUAAUCGGCAUCAAGCUCACCGCUAUAUUUGCCUCCACGGGUGGCGCCGUGGUAGCUGUGGGUGCCUGUUUACUAGUCGUCGGGUUUCUGCUUUUCCUGGCCGGCUUGUGCUGCUGUUACCGACAGCGGAAUAAGGAUCGUUCCGCCGCCAAUACACAGGGACAGCAGCCGGGAUUUGACGCCACAGACACAGCAACCGUGACCACGACAACCUUCAACCAAGAUGGUCAAACUGUCAGCAGCACGCAACAACAGAUGGGAGGGGUGACGGUGCAGCCGGACGGUACAACCAUGCACGGUCUGACUGUAGUCGGCGUACAGCAGCAACAAAACCCUCAGCUUCAACAGAUGAUGUCUGCGCUCUUCCAGCAAAUGCAGGACCCUCAAGUUCAACAACAACAGCGAGAGAUGAUGCAAGACCCUCAGUUUCAACAGAUGUGGUCUAGCCAGGCUCAGCAAAUGCAAGACCCUCAAUUCCAACAGACGCUAAGCCAACAACAGGAAGAGAUGAUGUCCAACCCGCAAUUUCAACAGAUGAUGCAACAACAACAACAAGCGAUGAUGUCUAACCCACAAUACCAAGAGUUGAUGUCAAACCUCGCCGAGCAAAACCCUCAAUUUCAACAGAUGAUGUCAAGCAUGGGUCAGCAAAGUGCGGGGCAGCCGUACCCUGGAUCCCAACCCUACCCAGGACCAGCGGCGGCCGGGGGAUUCGGUCCUGCGCCCUCGGCACCACCGCCCUCGGGACCAGCACCCCCACCUCAGUACGGCUUUACCUACAACACCUCGGACAACUACAACACGCAGUACUCGGCUGGUACCAGCGAUCUGCCGCCACCACCAGCGUACAGCACAGUAGUCAACGAGAAACUCUAGCAGUUCACAGACCACCGACGAGCUAGGAAGAGAUUUCUAUAGUAUUCUUACAAAAUGCCAACAGAGAACUGUAUAUUUACAGAACUAAAGAUAUAUAUUUCCACAACAAGAAGCUGUAAAUAGUCAUUUUAAGCAAAAUAACUCUAGCUUCGACUCAUAAAAAGAAUAUGAAUAUUUUUUUUUACAAAAACAUUCCAAGAACAUUGCCAAAAGCUGUCAGAAAUUAUUGAGUACAUUCGCACACUGCUAAAGAUAUGAGAGAUUUUUUUUGUGAACAUUCCAAAAAUCUAUGAGGAAUUUCGUGGGGAAUGUGCCAUACAAACCUUCAUAUGCACAUGUCAUAUCUGUACAAAUGUGAUGAUUGUAUCAUUUGUCAUAUUGGCUAGUAAUGGAUAUUGACAUAAAUUCUACUCCUGGUCCAAAUAUUGCACGUAACAUUUUUAUAUAUUUCUUGUGUUUUUUUUACACUAAAGGUCAAUGAAACUCAGUUUUUUUUUGGCUAUUACUAGUAUAAUGUAGUUAACAUGGGUAUUCAUCCUCUAUUUUUGUAUACUGUCUGUAAAGUAUCGAAUGAGGCUGUAAAUUUACAAUGAUAUAACGUUUCUAUAUAUAUAUUGAUGGCUAUUCCAUGUGAAAGUUUUUAGAAGGAUGCAUACAAAUACCCCCUCUCUUGUAAAGUUAACUUGACGUUUUCUUAUUUUUACAUUUUUGCUUUCAGUGAAAAUAUCGAGCACCCCUUCACCUUUACUUGGAAUAUUCCUGACAAAUUUCAAAAUGAGUAAUUUGUUAUACAUAUGUAUAUAUCUAACAAUAUGUAUAUAUUCAAAAAAAAUUCUGUGGACUGAAAUCGUUUUUGAUUAAACCGUGACCAAACAA